Messenger RNA from Coturnix japonica (Japanese quail), 1485 nucleotides. It is a transcript of the gene JDP2, whose product is annotated as Jun dimerization protein 2. NCBI's taxonomy places the organism in Eukaryota, Metazoa, Chordata, Aves, Galliformes, Phasianidae. The record is from RefSeq and is a predicted model, not a curated record. Gene Ontology annotation, biological process: regulation of transcription by RNA polymerase II. Gene Ontology annotation, cellular component: nucleus. Gene Ontology annotation, molecular function: DNA-binding transcription factor activity, RNA polymerase II-specific; RNA polymerase II cis-regulatory region sequence-specific DNA binding.
GUCGGGGCAGCGCCGGGCGGCGGCGGGGCUGAGCCUGCAGCCCGCGCCCGUCCCCUGCGGCCGAGCCCCGCGGGCACCCCGGCGGCCCGCUCCCCGUGCACGCCUGCGGAGCUGCUGCCCCUGCUAUGAUGCCCGGGCAGAUUCCCGACCCGUCCCUGACGGCCGGUGCACUGCCAGGGCUGGGCCCCUUGACAGGACUGCCUGGCACCACCCUGACAGCCGAGGAGCUGAAAUACGCCGACAUCCGCAACAUUGGGGCCAUGAUCUCACCACUCCACUUCCUGGAGGUGAAGCUCGGGAAGAGACCCCAGCCUGUGAAAAGCGAGCUUGAUGAGGAAGAGGAAAGGAGGAAAAGGCGCCGAGAGAAAAACAAAGUGGCAGCAGCGCGAUGUCGUAACAAGAAGAAGGAGAGGACGGAGUUCCUGCAGCGGGAGUCUGAGCGCCUGGAGCUCAUGAACGCUGAACUGAAGGCCCAGAUAGAAGAGCUGAAACAAGAGAGGCAGCAGCUGAUCCUGAUGCUGAACCGGCACCGUCCCACCUGCAUCGUACGGACAGACAGCGUCAAGACGCCUGAGAGUGAAGCCAACCCGCUGCUGGAGCAGCUGGAGAAGAAGUGAAGGUGUGGCACUGGAGGAGGAGACCAGUGCGGGGUCUUCCAGGGACUCUAAUGUAUGUACCGUAUGAAGAACUGCGCACCGAGGCCUGGUGCAUCCAGGACCCAGUGGGCUUCCUUGGGAACUAUGGACCAAAAACAUUUGGGGACAGAGAAUAUUGGGAAUCUGUCAACCGUCUUACUCCAUGGCUGAGCCCAGGAGCAGGGCUGGUGGCGUGGGUGAGGGCGACCUCCGUGUGAUACCUCAUCACGGCCCUUCAGCCUGUUUGAGGCCCUGGGGACCCACGGCGCACAGAGGAGGAGGAGGUGGGAGCAGACCUCCCACUCGUCCCUCUUCCCCACAGCCCUCAGCGUGCCCGUGGGGCGCAGGGACCGUGUCCUGCCGGAGCCAUCCCCACAUGCUGCCGCCGCUCCCGGCGCACACCCGGCACGGAGCCCAGCCGCAGAACCACAGACACUUGACGCGCCCCGUGCGGUGACAGGCCCGUCGGGGCCCGGUGGCGCAGGCGCCCCACACAAGCACACUCUCAGUAUAAUGUUUACAGCCCAGCUGUCCGUGUCGGCCGUGCUUUUGAAUGCACAUUUUUACACUUUUUUUUUUUUAAAAGAUAUUUUUUACAAAGUUUUUAUACAGCAAUCUCUAUAUGGAUUUAUAUAAUCACUAGACGUGAUCCCAUAGAAAUGUAUGUUACGAUGGUCUGUUUGUUACAAACGCAUAUGCCGCAGUUAUCUCCAUUGUGCUACCUGUCUGGCAGCGGGCUCCUUCUUCCCAGCCCAGCAGCCCUCUGCAGUGCUGCCACUGCCACCUCCAUCCAUGUAUGUCCUUCAUAAUACUCAGUUCUGUAUCUGCCAGUAAAUGUUACCUUUAUGUA